Messenger RNA from Acanthamoeba castellanii str. Neff, 924 nucleotides. Its product is annotated as Fibrillarin, putative. Gene Ontology annotation, biological process: rRNA methylation; box C/D sno(s)RNA 3'-end processing. Gene Ontology annotation, molecular function: histone H2AQ104 methyltransferase activity; rRNA methyltransferase activity; RNA binding. The transcript has 3 exons. Lineage: Eukaryota; Discosea; Longamoebia; Acanthamoebidae. Gene Ontology annotation, cellular component: box C/D methylation guide snoRNP complex; small-subunit processome. The record is from RefSeq and is a predicted model, not a curated record. Bases 1 to 924 code for a protein of 307 amino acids.
AUGAGCUUCUCUCCUCGCGGUGGUCGCGGUGGUGGCUUCUCCCCGCGUGGUCGCGGUGGCGAUCGUGGCGGCCGUGGUGGCGGUCGCGGAGGAUUCGGCGGCGGUCGCGGUGGCGAUCGUGGCGGCCGUGGUGGCAGCCGUGGUGCCUCCAGGGGCCGCGGUGGCGGUCGCGGUGGCGGACGUGGUGGAGCUGGUGGCAUGAGGGGCGGCAAGAAGGUCGUCAUCGAGAAGCACAGACUCGACGGCGUGUUCAUCGCCCGAGGCAAGGAGGACGCUCUUUGCACGCGCAACUUGGUCCCCGGAGACUCCGUAUACGGAGAGAAGCGUAUUUCUGUCGAUGAGGUCGAUGGAUCGAAGGUGGAGUACAGGGUGUGGAAUCCUUUCCGCUCUAAGCUUGCUGCUGCCAUCAUCGGUGGUGUCGAGAACGUGUGGGUCAAGCCUGGCGCCCGCGUCCUCUACCUCGGUGCCGCCUCCGGUACCUCCGUGUCGCACGUCUCCGACAUGGUCGGACCUCAAGGAAUGGUGUACGCUGUUGAGUUCUCCCACCGCUCGGGCCGAGAUCUCAUCAACGUCGCCAAGAAGAGGACCAACGUCGUCCCCAUCGUCGAGGAUGCCCGUUACCCCCUCAAGUACCGAAUGCUCGUCGGAAUGGUCGAUGUCGUCUUUGCCGAUGUUGCCCAGCCCGAUCAGGCCCGUAUCGUGGCCAUCAACGCCCACCAGUUCCUCAAGAACGGCGGUCACUUCGUCAUCUCCAUCAAGGCCAACUGUAUCGAUUCCACGGCCGCCCCCGAGGCUGUCUUCGCCAAGGAGGUGCAGAAGCUCAGGCAGGAGAACUUCAAGCCCAUGGAGCAGAUCACGCUCGAGCCCUACGAGAGGGACCACGCCGUCGUCGUGGGUGUCUACAGACCCGAGGCGAAGGCCUAA